AUGACAAGACAGCCGCAGAAUCAGCAGGAUCAUUGCUCCAAGGCCUUGCACGAGCUCUCAGCCAUAGUUCUGAAUAUCAUCAGAUCUCCGCCGCCUCCCCUCGACUUCUCCGAUCAAUCUCCGGCCGCGCACCGCCGCAGGAGGCAGUGGCCUUCGUUCCAGCAGAUGACUCCGGCGGGAUUCGCCUAUCUGCUUUUGGGGAUUUCUCUGUCUCUGAUGCUCUGUGGAUCGAUGACCUUUUUUAUUGGAUUGGUGUUGAUGCCUUGGGUUUUAGGUUUGGUGGUUUCCCUCUACUUUGUGGGUGUUGUUUCGAGCAUUUCUAUGAUUGGGAGGAGUAUUUUGUGCUGCAAUUCUUCUUCUUCGCCCAGGAAAGAUGCUGAUGCUGCUCGUGAGAAGUUCUCCCUUAAAGAUUGA
This is a messenger RNA of Salvia splendens (bonfire salvia), 414 nucleotides long. RefSeq lists its product as uncharacterized. The transcript has a single exon. The record is from RefSeq and is a predicted model, not a curated record. The coding region runs from base 1 to 414 and encodes 137 amino acids. Lineage: Eukaryota; Viridiplantae; Streptophyta; Magnoliopsida; Lamiales; Lamiaceae.